UGACUGAAGCAUGAGCGAUCCUGAGCAAUCUUCAACCUGUAACACACGCCGUGUCUGGAGGAAGAAUUUGGUGGGUUCGAGUAGCAAUGCAAGUGAGGGCAAGAAGGCCAAGUUCCAGCACCCUAAAUGCAAGUGUGGCACCUAUGCAGUCAUGCAACAGUCUGGGACAGCGAAGAACCCAGACAGAAUUUUCCUGGGUUGUUCCAACUAUGGCAUGGAGCAAUGUCACUGCAACUUUUUUGUUUGGCUGGACGAGGUGAUUGCUAAACGUUCUGGCAAUGAAGAUGACAAUGACAUUCAAGGAAGACUGAUGUUGAUGGAGAAAAGGUUGGAGCAAUUGGAAUUCAAGAUUAAAGAUGAAUAUGAAGAAAAAUAA
Arachis duranensis is the source of this 376-nucleotide messenger RNA. RefSeq lists its product as uncharacterized. Gene Ontology annotation, molecular function: zinc ion binding. The record is from RefSeq and is a predicted model, not a curated record. Bases 11 to 376 code for a protein of 121 amino acids. The transcript is spliced from 2 exons. Lineage: Eukaryota; Viridiplantae; Streptophyta; Magnoliopsida; Fabales; Fabaceae.